Molecule: messenger RNA, 1301 nt
Organism: Ricinus communis (castor bean)
Lineage: Eukaryota; Viridiplantae; Streptophyta; Magnoliopsida; Malpighiales; Euphorbiaceae
Product: reticulocalbin-2
Exons: 6
Coding region: 22-1068 (348 amino acids)
Cellular component (GO): endoplasmic reticulum
Molecular function (GO): calcium ion binding
Source: RefSeq, a predicted model, not a curated record
UCUUUCUUUGGUGCUCGAAAAAUGGCAAAGGUGGUGGCUUUUCUCGUUCUAGCCACCGCUUUUGUCAUUCUCAUAAUCACUUCUCGAAUCAACAAACAUAAUAGUCCUAGCAUUUUCGGUCUAAAUCGUCGUCUAGGCUACACCUUUCCGAUUCCAACAUUCGAUCCUUUAGUAGUGAAAAUUCAAAGAGCGGCUGAGGCAAAAGGAUUGAUUAAAAAAGGUAAUCCUAUUGGUUCGGAAGAAAGGAACUCUAACAUCGUUGUUGAGACCGAGAAUGCAUAUGAAUAUUUAAGUGAGAAUGGGACGUUAAACAUGACACUUAGAUUGAUGUUUAUAUUCCCAUUAUUAAACAAUGCAUCAAAGGAUGGAAAGGUUAGUUUUGAGGAGCUACAACAAUGGAAUAAAGAACAAGCUAUUGAGCGUUUAACUUAUAGAACAGAUAAAGAAAUGGAAUUACACGAUAAGGAUGGAGAUGGAAUGAUUAAUUUUUCUGAAUAUCUACCUCAGUUUUCCAAGGAAGAUAUAGAUGAAAAUUCAACUGCGCAUGGUGAAGCUGGAUGGUGGAUGUUGCAAUUUAAAAAUGCAGAUAUUGAUCAGAAUGGGUUUCUCGAUUAUGAUGAGUUUAAUGAUUUCUUGCAUCCAGAAGACACCAACAACGACAAAAUUCAAAGAUGGAUGUUGAGAGAAAAAAUCAGGCUAAUGGAUGAUGAUGGAGAUGGGAAACUCAAUUUUGCAGAGUUCUCCAUGCAUGUUUAUAGUAUUUACAAGAUUUAUGGAGAAUUUGAAGCUAGUAGAAGUAAUCUUGCAACUGCAAAAGAAAAGUUUGAAGAACUUGAUACAAACAAGGAUGAAUUCUUGGAAGUGAAGGAGUUAUUGCCCAUCCUCUGUUACCUUAAGCCAGGAGAAUUAUCCUAUGCUAAAUAUUAUGCAAGCUAUUUGAUACAGGAGGCUGAUGAUAAUGGAGAUAAUUAUUUAACUCUUGAUGAGAUGCUCAAUCAUGAAAAUACAUUUUAUACUACUAUGUAUGACAAUGAUGAUUAUGACGAUGACUUCCACGAUGAACUGUAAAUCAUAUAAGAAUCUAAAUUAGUACAUGAAUUGCAAGUGUUCAUCAUAUAAGAAUCCGAAGUAGUAUAUGAAUUGUACUUCGAAGAUCAUAGAAGGUAAUACCUAUUAGGACUAAGAUACUAGGUUGAAAAAGAAAAAGAAAAUAGAUAGAAAAUUAUGUCUAAGAAGCCGAUAUAGUUUGAAUCAGAUAAACAGUGCAACUAAUUUAUUGUAAUAUAAUAAAUUGAUAACCU